Fomitopsis serialis is the source of this 775-nucleotide messenger RNA. RefSeq lists its product as uncharacterized. The transcript has 2 exons. The record is from RefSeq and is a predicted model, not a curated record. Lineage: Eukaryota; Fungi; Basidiomycota; Agaricomycetes; Polyporales; Fomitopsidaceae. Bases 86 to 739 code for a protein of 217 amino acids.
GGAGGAGGAGGAGGAGGAGGAGGAGGAGGAGGAGGAGGGAGGGAAUGGUGUAAAGUACAUUACACCCGAGGAGUUCGAGACCGUCAUGAAAACGUUGGAUGAGUACAUCGCGACGUUCCCCAAGGCCCGGACGGGAUUCAUCAUGCGCCAGCAGGCAUCGGAUGCCUCUGACUGGAUGUCUGUGCUCGGGCCAACUGGAGACCACCGCUGGGUCGACCUCAUGGACGACAAGGGCAAGUACAAGGCGCGUCUGUCUCUGCGCUACGAUGAGGGCAUACGCUUGAUGAAUCGGUACACGACGUGGUUUGGCUACAUUGUCUACACCAUCGAUAGGGUCCUCAAAUCAACCCCCUCGCCAUGGGGGAAUGAGAGGCCUGACGCGAUUCCCGAGAACAGUGACCCAUGGCACUUUCAAGACAGGGAGGCCUGGAGUGGCAAUGCUAUACGGAUGAUCCGCAGCAAGGUCAUUAAAUGGGAGGCGGAGCAGCUCAAGUGCAAAUCAGGGAAAGGCUGCAAGCUAAAUCCCUGGCUCCAUAUCUGGCUUGUUGCGGUCCAUUGCGACCCCGGGGACUACACUGGUGGUGGUGUCGAGAAGUUCAGGCCUCAUCUCAGAGAAGACCCUACUGGUAUUGUUCGGGAGGAGAAGGGCUGGGAAGCAUUGAACAUGUCGAUGAAGGACUAUGCUGUCACAGUGCAACAAGCGGUACGUUUUUCACAAUUACAUACCGUGCUGCGCUGAAUGGUGUACUGCAGCUGGAGUUCGCAGAGAAGUGGC